UGCUAAGCUCUCUUCUUGAGCAGCCCCAGCAGCCCUGCCUUCUUUGCUGGAGAAUAUAUUCAGGGAUUCCCCUUAAUAAUCACCUACCCUCUGAGCACUUUGUAGUUUUAAAAUAAUAAAGAGCGCCCGUUCAAAGCUUUCUUCUCUUCUAAAAGCAGGAAUCUUUCUCUUCAGAGCCAGGGGGGCAGCAACAGCUCCUCAGCACUGAAGCAGCUCCGAGUCCAUUCCCCGGUCCCUCUGCUGGGGAGGAAACUCUGGUCUGUCAGCCCAACAGAGGGAAGGGGGGAGAGGAGAGAGAGGAGAGAAAAAAAAGCAGCUGGAAAGACAAUCUGCUUCAUUUUGACCAGUCACCAUUCCAGGAUAGGGGUCCCUAGGACUCUCUGCUAACGUUGACAUGGUACAGAAGAUAGUACAGAAGAUUUAGAAUUGGCUGAUGUUCACAAGGAAAAGAGUCACGUGAUGUAUGAAGGCAAACACAUACACUUUUCUGAGGUUGACAAUAAGCCGUUGUGCUCGUACAGCCCCAAACUGUGCAAGCAGAGGCGACUUAACGGCUACGCCUUCUGUAUCAGGCACGUUCUGGAGGACAAGACUGCCCCCUUCAAGCAAUGUGAAUAUGUGGCCAAGUACAAUAGCCAACGCUGCACCAACCCCAUCCCCAAAUCGGAGGACCGUAGGUACUGCAACAGUCACCUCCAGGUGCUUGGGUUUUUACCGAAAAAGGAGAGGAAGAAAAAGAAUGAUCCAAUAGAGGAGGUGAAAGUUCGGCACCAGAUGGAUUCCAUGGCCUUCAGUCUGACUGUCCCUCCAUUGGCCUUGAAGAUGCCCAAUGGCCUGGACGGGAUGUCCCUCUCUCCUCCGGGGGCCAGACUUCCUCUUCAUUACUUGGAAGCAGAGUUGGAAGACCCCUUUGCUUUUAACGAGGAAGAUGAUGAUCUCAAGAAAGGGGCAACGGUGAAGAAGAAGCUGCAGAGCAAACUAGCCCAGAACCGACAGCGCCAGAGAGAAACAGAGAUCCUGAAAGUUCGCCAAGAGCACUUUAGUCCCCUUCCUGCACCUUUGCAGCAGCAGCAGCCGCCUCAGCAGCAGCAGCAGCAGCACUCCCAUCUCUCACCUUUACCAACUUCUUUAAAGCCAGCAGGGCUACCACAGGGCUUAGUCUGCAAGUCACCUCAAUCUCAGAACACCAGCCUACCACUGCAGGGAGUGGCGCCCACCACACACACUAUAGCACAAGCCAGGCAGUUGUCCAACAGAAGACCUCUGCCUCUCCUGCACCCUGCCAGGGCUCCUGCCCCAGACCCACCCAGGGCUGACAGGAUCCUCAUGAAAGCCACAGCCUUCUCUCCACACUCAUUCUGUGUGAGCCGGCUACAGAGACUGGUGAAACUGUGCACUCACAAACAGCAGCUGGAUGCUGAUCUGUUUCCACACUUAGGGUUGGACUGGUCUGAAGACAGUGGAGAAGAACUGGAAGAACUGGAGCAAGCCUCACCAUAUCAGGUUGCAUGGUCUAUUCGGGAAGCCCUCAGAUAUGAAAGGAAUGAGCCAGUUGAUGAUGAUGCCAGUGGCAGGAGUUCCCGCAUUUCCCAACUUUGCACUUACUUUCAGCAGAAAUACAAGCACCUCUGCCGCCUGGAGCGGGCAGAAUCUCAUCAAAGGAAAUGCCAGCAUACAUUCCGGAAAGCAUUGCUGCGGGCAGCCAGCAGAGAGCCGGAGUGUGCAGGGCAGCUGAUACGAGAACUUCGAAGAGCAUCAUACACUCGGGCCAGCACAAGCCAAGUGAAGCAGAGGGAUGCAUCACCUUGUAAUGGAACAACGAAGGGUGAACCAUGCCCCAACAAGGCUCUACCAUUCACCAAACAUUGUUUUCAACAUAUCCUCUUGAACCGGUCACAGCAGCUUUUCUCAAGCUGCACAGCCAAGUUUGCUGAUGGACAGCAAUGCUCCGUGCCAGUUUUCGACAUUACGCAUCAGACACCUCUGUGUGAAGAACACGCCAAAAAAAUGGAUAACUUCUUGAGAGGAGACAGUUCUCGUAAAGUUCAGCACCAACAGCAGAGGAAACCCAGGAAAAAAACAAAGCCACCUGCGCUUACCAAAAAACACAAGAAGAAGAGAAGGCGAGGGCCACGACGACCCCAAAAACCAAUUCCUCCUGCUGUGCCCCAAGGAAACCUCAGUAUGCCCACCAGCGUCUCACUGCCAAUGGAGAUAUCCCAUUUACGGAGCCCUUCCACACCAGAGCUGAGUACAGAUGAGCUGCCAGAUGACAUCGCCAAUGAAAUCACAGACAUUCCACACGACCUUGAACUGAAUCAGGAGGACUUCUCUGAUGUCCUUCCGCGGCUGCCUGAUGACUUGCAAGACUUUGAUUUCUUUGAAGGUAAAAAUGGAGACCUCCUCCCUACCACCGAAGAGGCAGAAGAGCUGGAGCGAGCCCUGCAGGCUGUCACAUCUCUUGAGUGCCUGAGCACUAUUGGAGUGCUCACCCAGACAGACGGUGUGCCCGUCCAGGAGCUGUCGGACAGAGGCAUAGGGGUGUUUUCCACAGGUGCUGAAACUUCAGGAAUUCAAUCCUUGAGCCGGGAAGUCAAUGCCGAUCUAGGUGAGCUGCUGAAUGGGCGUAUAGUGCACGAUGACAAUUUCUCUAGCCUGGACCUGGAUGAUAGCUUGCUCCGUUCUGCUACCUUAUCCAACCCACCUACGCCCCUGGCAGGGCAGAUUCAGGGGCAAUUCUCCGCCCCAGCCAACGUUGGCCUUACUUCUGCCACUCUGAUGAGCCAGAGUGGGCUUGGGGAGAGAGCCUUCCCAGGACAGUUCCAAGGACUUCAUGAUGGCAGCCAUGCCUCCCAGAGGCCACACCCUGCCCAGCUGCUCAGCAAGGCAGACGACCUGAUCACCUCACGACAGCAAUACAGCAGUGACCAUUCACACUCCUCACCCCAUGGAAGCCAUUACGACAGCGAGCAUGUGCCCUCGCCCUACAGUGACCAUAUGACGUCCCCCCAUGCCACCCCCUACUCUGGCGAUACCUUGGCAGCUACCUUCUCCACAGAGAUGCCCAUCAUAGCACAGCAUUUGCUCCCGCCGCAACUGGAAGUGCCGCUCAGUGGGGUGGUGAAUCCCAGAACUCACUGGGGGAACCUCCCUGUCAACCUGGGCGACCCUUCCCCGUUCAGCAACCUGCUUGGCGCAGAUGGACAUCUCCUUUCCACCUCCCUGUCCACGCCGCCUACCACGUCGCACUCGGAGACCACACAGCCUGCCUUCGCCACCGUGACCCCCAACAGCUCCAGCGUGCUCCCGGGGUUACCCCAGACCAGCUUCAGUGGCAUGGGUGCGGCAUCCUCUGAACUCAUCGCCUCCACAUCUCCCAAGCAGCAGCUCCCGCAGUUCAGUGCGGCCUUUGGCCACCAGCUCAGCUCCCACAGCGGCAUUCCCAAGGACCUGCAGCCCAGCCACAGCUCCAUCGCUCCCCCCACAGGCUUCACAGUCACAGAACCUGUGCUCAAGUCCAGCGUACAAACUGUUUUUCCUCCAUCAUGCUCAGCUUUAAGCUUUUAUUUAAAGACUUCUUCCUCUUUCAGCCCUGCCUGCACCCGUGAGUGUUCAGAAUACUUAUUGUAGAUUUUAAAGAGAAAAGGUAUAUUAAUUUAUGCUAUUAACAUCACCUCAUAAAUUAUACAUUUUAUACUAAAAACUAUUGAGUGUAAUGAAUUAUGUUGCAUAUGUGUUUUAAUAGCUAUAAAAUUAUACACAUUAACAAAAAAUCUUGGACCCCUGCCCCUAUGAAGCACCUUUUUACACUGGAUCUUUGCCGUGUCAAGGUGUACAGUUAUUCUUUGCUACCUUGCAGAUAUAAAUAUAUAAAUAAAAAUUUAAAUCAUAUAAGGUGAAAAUGGUCUCUUGUAUUGACAAAGCAUAAAACUCUUUUUGACCCAUAUAUUCCUCCACUGAGGACUUUUGUUUUUCUGCAAUAAUUUAUCUGUGCUUUGUACCUAUAAUGGUUAGAUAUUUUUAGUUACAGGGUAAAUAGAUGAAAUUUGAAGGCCAAUUACUGCAGCUGGGACUUGUAAACCAAGUUUGUUAGACUCUUCUCUACCCUUCAAUAUAUGUAUUUCCAGUUAGGUUUCCAGGUUGGAAGUUCAAAUGACAAAAUGUUGAAUCUAGGGAUCCACAGUGUCUUAAUUGGGAAUUUUCUCCCCUCCUGUCCUCACAAAGGAAUUCCCACUGUGACUUUAUAUAUAGAACUUAGGUAACUUGUGUGCACGUAUGUAUACCACACACACACACACACACACACACACACACAAAUAUGCAUUGGGGUGAAAUUGUAUGUGUGAUAUAUGAAUGUGUAUAUUGUAUGUAGCUAUGGUUUGUUUGUUUGCUUUUUUUGUAAAGAGAAAAGUAGUUGAGGGUUGAUAGAAUGUCUUUGUGGAAAUGUGAUCACUUAGUUAGGGCUCAUUUUGUAUUCACUCCUGUACAAAUAACCAAACUGCAUAUAAUUUUCUGUUAUAAGGCUAACUCUCUGAUAUCAUGCUUGCUUGCUUGUUUCUGAUUCUCUGAAUCCAAUUGGAUUGAGUCUUGUUAAAAUGACAGAAAAAUGCCAUGUUUCCAAGACAGCCUUUUAAAUUCAUAAAUAAAGGGGAAGAACAUUGCUUAAGGAGAAUUUAAAGUGGAAUUUUUAUCUUUGGUGGGAAUGUCAGCCAUGGGAACCAGCUAAACAAAUUUAGGACAGUAUUAGAAUUGUCUGCCUCCAAUUAUGAAACAGCAUUCUUGUCAGUUGUGAACCCUUCUGUUAUGUGGCUUUUCCCUCCAUAUCACAUUGUCAUAUCAAAGUUCAAUGCAUCCUAUUUCAGAAGAGCACUGAAUGUCUGAAAAAUACUUGCUAGUGGGACUAACUCCGUUUUCAGUUCCAGAGACCAACACUCUAAUAACCAUUUCAAUUUCUGAUCAUGUCAGACCUUGAGAGGACUGGGAGUCCUUUCUUGGCAGGUGCCGGUGUAAGUCCUGCUGUGAGCUUAUCAUGGUCAGCAAGUGGGGGGGGGGGAGUGUUCCGGAGCCACCGCCUCCCUCGACUGCCUCUCCCUGUAACUGAGGUUAAGCAGCUAGUGCAUGAGGGAAACCUGUAUUCCUGUUCCUCUCCUUGACUGCAAGGAGGCGAUAGGAAGUAUCCACGUCCAUCUUCAGCUAAUUGCAAUUUUUAAUGUUCCUGGUUUAGAUUAUUAAUAAGCAGAGACAGGAAUGGACCUUUUGCCUACAGAUGCAGCCUUUGCUCCACCUUUAGUGGCAUGCCAGGAUGUCUCUAACCACAGUUUCCCAUUUCAUCUAAACUUGGAAAGCAUAGUUACUCGCUUUAGAAUUAGCCAAGAUCCUAAGUCAGUGGUUUUUCUUUAAAAAAAAAAAAGGUUUUGGCUUGUUGGAAAGCUGGCAACCAUAGUUCCCACUGAAGUUUGGUUUUGGGCAAAACUGAAAUUAUGCUUAGUAUAGUUGGUUUAACUGCAGCCCAUACAAAGGGAGGCUUCAUGCAUGAGCAAAAUGUUAGUGCAUAUCCUGAAUUAUUAAACUAUCAGAUUUUUGCCUGAAUGUGACCAGUAUUUGAACUGGGAGUUGCAAGAAGCUAGGGUCAUGAACUGUGGUUUGAAGCUGCCAUUUUCCAGUCAAGAAUAGUUAACACUAAGAGCAACCUGUCCAACUUUGGCUGUAAUGACAAACUGCAGUUAGUUGAGAAUGGAAGUGGCUGCUUCUGAAUGCCUGAGGCUUGGGCACGCAAUUCUGAAUGGGGGCUUGGCAGCACAUUGAACUGCACCACUGCCUGUGCUGCCAAAUGCCUUCGUUUUGGUGAAGGAGGAAGAGGCAUUUCCUUCCAGAGACUGGAGGGGUUCUCUGGAGGGCGUGCGUGUUCCUAAGGCUGGCUCCAGAUUUUGCUCAUUUCAGUAAGUGGCGAGGCAACAUUGCCAGUGUUUCAGAGACCUCAGCCAUCUUCCCCCAUUCCCUUUCUCAUUUGGAUAACAGAGCUGUACUAGCCAAACCAGAAACAGUUAUGCCUGCAAUGCUGUAUGUUCUGUUGUUAUAGAAAUCAUGUCACUUCACUUCAAAACCUCCAUCCAUCCAUGGGUUUUUUUAGCGCAACAGCAUGGGGCUUUUGAUGACAGCUUUCAUUGCAAAACAGGAUCUCUCUCUCUCUCUCUCUCUCUCUCUCUCUCUCUCUCUCUCUCUCUCUCAAAGUUGGGUUUCCCCACUGCUAGCUUUUUCCAAUUAUUUUUAUGAAACUCAUAUCCCUUGUACAUAUGCAUGCAGUGAGAGGGGGGAAAUGUGGGGAAUCUGUGGUCGUUGCUUCCUGUUAGUGGGUGAACAUGGGAAGUACCAGAGUGAAUUUAUUUAUGGGGGAAAGUAGAUUCCUUUUGUGUAUACAUGUACAGAGAGAUGUAUAUCAGAUGUGGCAGCACUUCGCUGAAUGUGGAACUGCCCUUUCCAUGUACAAACGAUAAGAAUGUGAGACUCCUAAUUAUAUAGUUGUGUGCAUAUUUGUGUCCAUACACUAACUAUACAAGUGGCACACAUACAAAAUCUUAUGUCACAAUGAGUAUCUGUGUGGGAUAAAGAUCUAUGUAUAAGAAGCUGAAAUUGUAGUUCCAUUUGAGGGUUUUGAAUGACUUAAACUGCUGUUUUGAUCACCAGUACUUUGGUUGGCAUGGAAAUCUCUUAAUGUGUUUGCUUUUAUUUCUGAUAUAAAAGCCCUACAGGAUCUCUUCUAGGUUCUCCCCCACUCCUGUUGAGCCCCCUUUGCAUAAUUUUAACUCCUUCACUUUUCUAUCAGAAUACACCUUUCUGCAUCCUUGAACACAGGAGACAAGUUCUCUCUAAGUAUUCAGAGUUAAUUCAGGUCUCAUACCCAAAUUCUUUAAACAGCUCAUUUUGAAGCCAGUUACUUAAACCAUUUUGGCUUGUUUGUUUGUUUGUUUGUUUGCUCUACCAAAGCAUAAAUCCCAAAUACAUUUUUUGUUAUUUUUGUUUCCACAUGAAACAUGUUUAAAAACUCCUUAAUUUUCCUCAAGAUGUAUAUGGGGGCUCUGUCUCCUCUGGACAUUCCUAAUCACUCGGGGUUGAACCAUCUUCUUAACUUCAGCACAAAUACCACUUUGAACCUGAGGCUUUAUAAAAUCAUCUAGUUGAUAUUUAACAAGAUUCAAUUGAUACUGAAUAAUUUUUCCCUGCAAACAAGGUUAUUUCAAAAUACACAUUAGGUUGUCUUAAGCUAACAGCUUCCUCACAUGACCCCGAGGCCGGCUGUGCACAUGGGUGACUUCAGUGCAUCUCUGGUUCCUCCAUGGCACAUUCGGCUUUUCUUUCAGAAUACAGCAAGGGAUGUGUGGGAAAAGGUGGCUCAAGAGGCAGCAGUAGUUGCAUCUCUUGCCCAUACGGCAGUCACUUAAUUUGCAACCUACAAUUUUAGUUAUGUGAAUCACCCUUCAGUUGGACUCAGGUAGCUCCCAGUAGAUGACUAGUGUGUGAAGUAGUAGAUAAGCCCCACUGAAAUCAUAGCCUGCUCCACUGUAGAAUGCACUUUCAAAUUCUUUGGUCUUCAGGGCUUCCGCAUUUGAUCAGUGUUUUGUUUUGUUAUUUUCCCUCUAAAUCUUGAGAGUAAUUCUAACCUGUAGCAGGAAAGUAUAAUCCCCUCGGUGUCCAUGCACAACAUAGGGACUGAUAUUGUAGGGCUGUUUCGGAAUAUGUAUGUAUAUAUACAUAGCACACUAUUUCAGGGCAUAUAUAUGUGUGUGUGUGUGUAUGUGUGUAUCUCUCUCUCUCAUCCCAGUCUACAUUCAUGAAUAUCUGAGAUAUAGAUACUUUGUAUGUGAUUCUUGGUUCAGUUUUGACAUUUAGCAAAAUGCUGUCCCUUCUGCAGUAGCAGAUAUAGCAUAAAUGAAAGAAAAAAUAUAAUUCUCAAAAGCCAUUUGAUAUUGUUGUUUAAUGAGAGAGAGGCUGGCUUAUUAAAUGCUGCCUGGUGUCAAGUAGCGAAGGUGCCUAUUUUUAAGUGGGGGGUCCUGUUGAUUGUAAAGAAUAGCCUUCUCCUUUUAAUCCUUUUUUUUAAUUGUAAAACACUUUCCCUCCAAGUGUCCCUACAAUCAACAUGCUUCCAUCACAGUUGUUGACCUUGUGCAUCUGACAGCACUGGUGUCAUUGAGGAGAAGGCAUGUUUUGAUGCCUCUGCAGAAAAACAAUAUUGUUCUGCCACCAUGAACAGCCCUUUCAAGGGUGGCCAUUUUUUUUAAAUGAAGAAAUGUCUAGAAAGGAAUUUUGCUUUUUUCAGUCAGAAAGUUCUUCACUUUUGUGUUCAAAAAGAAUUUCUCCGCCUGUUUUCUUACAUUGUAUUGUUAUUAUGUAACUCUCUCUUUUCCUAUAUCCAAACUGAAUUGAUAUGUUUGGGUAUAAAAUAUGAGGAGUGGAGAUUUAAGAACAUACGUUUGAUUCAUGGCUGGAGUAAGCAGUUCAAAGCCAAAUACUUUCAUUUAGAUGAAGCUGGAAAGGAGGACAUCAUUGGAUGAUUGAACUCUACCAGAAACUCUGGCAAGGCACCCUCUCUCAUUCAGCUGUCCUUGAGGGGAAGUUGGUAUUUGUGUCAUUUUAAAGCUAGCUACAUUACAGCUUGAUAUCAGAAGCAGCCUCAUAACAAAGAGCUUCAUGGCAGCAGCCACUUUCUGAAACGGAAGAAGUUGCAGUGGGAAAAACCAAGGUGAGGCAACAGUACAUUGAGGGAAGUGCAGCUUGCUAAAUGUUAACAUGCAUCCUUCAGGGUAAUUAACUGCACGGAAGCAAGGAUUAAUAGUCUACACCCGUUUGCCGUUCCCACUUCAGCACACAGCUUGUGUUUUUCUUUCUCAUACCUGGAAUGAAAAGCAGAGAAAACCUUUAACAAUUUGAAGCCUAAACAGCUGCUUAAAGGGAACGUGAUACGAGCGUGCACAAAAAAGCAAAUAUAAUAUCUAAUCUUGAGUAGAUAGGGACAAUCAAAAACAACAACUGUAUCCCUGCCAAUUCCAGCGUGAAUAGAGGCCUAGGUUUGUUCUGCUGGAAGGUCCCAAGGCAGCAUUUCAGAGGAGGGGUCGUGUAGCUGGCAUUUGUACUUUCCCUGGAAAUUGGAAGACUCUUUUGUUCCUCAUACUUCUCAAUGAAUGUACUGUAUUACCAUUUUAGAAAAGAAUCAAUGAAAUGAUAAGAUUGGUCUCCUUUGGUUAUCUGGUCCUUGUUUAAUUGGUUUAAGGGUUUUUGUAUACAGAAGUUUACAUUUUUAUGUAUAUUCUUGUGUAAAAAAUGAUGUAAUAUGUGUAUAAAACACUGUAUGUAUUAUCUGUAUAUAGUGUGAGAAAAUGAUUUUUUUCUUUCUUUCUUUUGGAUGUAUUAAUAAAUCUUGCUGUGAAGUA
This is a messenger RNA of Varanus komodoensis (Komodo dragon), 9425 nucleotides long. It is a transcript of the gene INO80D, whose product is annotated as INO80 complex subunit D. Gene Ontology annotation, cellular component: nucleus. The record is from RefSeq and is a predicted model, not a curated record. NCBI's taxonomy places the organism in Eukaryota, Metazoa, Chordata, Lepidosauria, Squamata, Varanidae. Bases 460 to 3630 code for a protein of 1056 amino acids. The transcript is spliced from 12 exons.